AUGAUAGAGCUUUCUUGCAUCAUAUGCAGCAUUAAUCUCUCUCACUUAUCAGAGCUCGAUCAAAUAAAUCACAUUAAUGAAUGCAUUGAAGGAAAACUAGAACCAAAAAUUUCAGAAAGUGACCAAAUUUAUGAAACACAAAACGAACAAAACUAUUUAGCUAUGGCUAAUGAGCCCAAUGAUUUUUACAUAGAAAAUGAACCAAUAAUUGAAAAUCUUCAAAGAUUUGAAGUUGCAAACAUAGAGCCGAUAAAAGAAAGCAAAGAAGUUGAUAUGAAGGGCAUGCCAGAUUACUCGAAAAUGAGUGUUGGCGAAAUCAAAGCAGAAUUAGAUAAAUAUGGAAUGAAGAAAACACUAGAUAUGAAAAGUUCAAGAGAGAUUUUAAAGCAGACAUGGCUGUUUCUUAAUAGAGGAGUCUUCCCAGAGUUUUUAAAUAAGUAUAUAAUUAUGGAUUAAUGCUUUAUUUAUUUAGAAAAACAAAUAUUAUUCUUAUUUAGACUUUACCGCUGAUCGAUGUCAGCAUUCUAUUUUAAUUAAAAAAUAUUCAAAAAAUUAUAAAAAUUAAACCUUCGCAUCCAACCAAAAAACUCCAUAGCCAUUUAAAUGCUGUAUGCCAUCCUUAUUCCUUUAUCAUUCUAGUUUUAAUUGAAUCAUCGAUUCGCAUCCACUGUGAUCGGGGACUCAAAAUUCAACAAAUUCAUACUCAUUUCUUGCAGCAAGGACUCUAGCCAAUGUUCCACAAUUACUACUGCAAACUCCACCUGAUCCUCCAUGCCUUACAAAAGUCCUUGGAGCUCCAGCAAUUCUGCCCUUUUUCUUGCUUUUUUGGCGCGAAGUGCCUAAUAUAGUUAGGGAGGAUGUCUAGCACGGGGCUUUUUUGGCUUUCUUUCCAAAAAAGCCCCGUGCUAGAGAUCCUCCCUAACUAUAUUAAAUUAUAGAAAAACAAAUAUAAUAUUUGCAUUUAGUAUAAAGAAAUAUAUAUGGAAUAG
Blepharisma stoltei is the source of this 989-nucleotide messenger RNA. The record is from the annotation of a GenBank genome assembly. Lineage: Eukaryota; Ciliophora; Heterotrichea; Heterotrichida; Blepharismidae.